UGCUUGCAAAGAAAGAUUGCUACUACAAUACAUUGAUCAUGGAAAACCAUGGUGCACUGUCUGAGACCAAGUAUUCAUAUGACGUUUUCCUUAGCUUUAGAGGCAAAGAUACGCGUCACACGUUUACUUGUCAUCUCUAUGAUGCUUUGUGUCGGAAGGGAAUUAUCACCUUCAUGGACGAUGUGGAACUGAAGAUUGGAGAUCAGCUUGCUCCUGUGCUUCUUAAAGCCAUUGAAGAAUCAAGGAUUUCCAUUGUUGUUUUCUCUGAAAACUAUGCAGCCUCUUCAUGGUGCCUUGAUGAACUUGUGUGUAUCAAGUCGAAAUGUGAGCACGUUUGGCCCAUCUUCUACAAAGUGGAUCCCUCAUAUGUGAGGUAUCAGAAAGGAAGCUAUGGUGAGGCCAUGACUAAGCAUGAAUCAAGGUUUGGGAAAGACUGUGACAAGGUGCACAAAUGGAGAUCAGCCUUGACUGACAUAGCCAACUUGAAAGGAGAACAUUUGCAAUCAGAACAAGGGAAGGACGAGUCUAAGUUUAUUGAUGAUCUUGUUGACAAGAUUUUCAUUAAAGUAUCUCCAAAAGAUUUAUCUAGUAAUGAGCAUAUUGUUGGACGGAAGUAUCGAGUUGAAGAAUUGAAGUCGCUUUUAGAUCUUGAGUCUCGUAACGUCACUUGCUUGUUAGGGAUUCAUGGGGUAGGUGGAAUUGGAAAAACCACACUUGCCAAAGCUUUGUAUGACUCCAUUUACAAGCAUUUUGAGAGUUCGAGUUUUCUUUCCAAUGUUAGAGAAACCUCAAAGCAAAAGGGCUUCAAACAUAUGCAAGAACGACUCCUAUCAGAGAUACUUGAAGUAAAAAAAAUCAAGUUGAAAAGUAUUGAAGAAGGAACUAGAGCAAUAAAAAUUAGACUUGGUUUAAAAAGAGUUCUUAUAGUUCUCGAUGAUGUUGAUAACGUUGAACAAUUGAAAAAGUUGGCAAAGGAACGUGAUUGGUUUGGUAUUGGGAGUAGGAUCGUCAUAACCACAAGAGAUAAGCAUUUGCUAGAUUUUGGUGGGGUUGAAAAGAGAUACGAAGUGAAAGUGCUAAAUGAACAAGAGUCUUUAGAGCUCAUUUGUCAGAUUGCCUUUAAAAAAAGUUAUCCUGAAUCAAACUAUGAAGAUUUGUCUUACCGUGCAAUGCGUUGUUGCAAAGGCCUUCCAUUGGCCUUAAAAGUACUAGGCUCUCAUAUGAUUGGAAAAGAUCUGGGUGGGUGGAAGGAUGCAUUGGAUAGAUAUGAAAAGAAUCCACAUGAAGAUGUUCAAAAAGUUCUUAGAAUAAGUUAUGAUAGUUUACCUUUCAAUGAAAAAAAUAUUUUUCUUGACAUUGCAUGCUUCUUCAAAGGGAAGAGAUUGGAAUAUGUAAAAGAAGUAUUAGAUGCAUGUGACUUCUGCUCUGGGGAUGGCAUUACAACAUUAGUUAAUAAAUCUCUUUUAACUAUUGACUAUCAAUGUCAAUGCUUGGAGAUGCAUGACCUAUUACAAGACAUGGGUAGAGAGAUUGUUAGGGAGGAAGCGUGGAAUGAAGUUGGUGAACGUAGCAGAUUAUGGCAUCAUGAAGAUGUUCUUCAAGUACUAGCUGAUAAUAAUGGAAGUAGACAAAUUCAAGGAAUAAUGCUUGAUCCUCCAAAAAGAGAAGAAAUUAAUUGUAUUAAUACUGUAUUUGAGAAGAUGAAAAAUCUUAGAAUUCUCAUUGUUCAUAACACAAGUUUUUCACAAGAGCCUCGUUUUCUCCCAAAUAACUUAAGGCUACUUGAUUGGAAGUGCUAUCCUUCGCAGUCUUUCCCAUUAAGUUUUUAUCCAAGGAAAAUUGUGACCAUCAAUUUAAGAGGAUGUCCUUUACUCGUAUUGGAAAAGCCAUUUCAGAGAUUUGAGCAUUUGACUUCUAUGGAUUUCUCUAAUUGUCACAUGAUUACUAAAUUUCCUGAUGUGUCUGGCACAAUGAAUUUAAGAGAACUGAGACUUGAUAAAUGCAAGAACCUAGUUAGCAUUCAUGAAUCAGUUGGACAUCUUGCUAACCUUGUUUUCCUAAGUGCUUCUCAAUGCACUCAACUUCAAAGUUUUGUGCCAACAAUCUAUUUGCCAUCUCUCAGACACCUCUCCUUUAACUCAUGCAAAAGACUCACACACUUUCCAAACAUCAUGGGAACAAUGGAUAUGCCAUUAAAGAUUCAUAUGUUUGAUACAGCUAUUGAAGAGCUUCCAAAAUCCAUUAAGAAACUUAUUGGGCUUAAUUAUCUUGACAUGACAUAUUGUAUGAGACUCCAACAUUUACCAAGUAGCUUAUUUAUGUUGCCAAACUUUGUCACGUUACAUAUUGGAAGAUGUCAUCAACUUCGAGAGUCAUUUAGAAUGUCCAAAGGAAACCAUUCAACAUGUCCUAAAUUAGAGACAUUACAUUUUGAGGAUGCUAAUCUAUUAGAGGAAGAUAUUCACAUGAUUAUUUAUAAUUUUCCUAACUUGAAGGACUUAAAUUUAUCAUGGAACAACUUUGUGUCUCUCCCAACAUGCAUUGAAGAAUAUACUAAGUUGACAUGUCUUGACGUAAGUUAUUGUAAGAUGCUUCGAGAAAUUCCAGAACUACCGUCAAGUGUUGAAAAAGUAGAUGCAACACUUUGUAAUUCCUUAGCUUCGGAGACAUCAAACAUGUUAUGGUCUCAGGUGCGUAAAGAGACGAGGAGAUUAGAAGUGAUGAUGCCAAAAAGAAAGAUUCCAGAAUGGUUUGAUUAUGUUAGCAAGGGAAGCUUUCUAAUUUUUAAGGCUCGUGGGAAGUUUCCUGCAAUUGCUUUAGCAUUUGUGUUUGGAGAAAUGGAUGCCAAGGCUAAAAAGACAUUGCCGAUUGAGUGGCGAGCUAUUGGCAUGAACUUAUUCAUUGAGGGUGAACGAAGACAGUGUCAUGCUUUUGCUAUGGGUGAGAAUCAUGUGUUCUUGUGCAACCUACAAGUUUUGCUAAGUUUAGAGGUGUGGGAUGUAGGUAAUGAUUGGAAGACCAUAGAGGUUCAUUGUGAAACAGAGCUAAGUCUAUGUUCAUGGGGAGUUUAUGUGUACAAGCAUGAGACUAACAUGGAGGAUAUCCAAUUCAUGAGUCAUGAUCCCAACUCUUCUUUAGUUCGAAGUCUUCACGAAAUUAGUGAGGAAGAGCAAAUAAGAAAUUUUGAAUUGGAUGAAACCUAUAGGGUGCUUGCUAUGAUGAUCAAACAUUUAGAUAAACUUUGGUAUGUUAUAGACGAGUCACCUGAAUUACUGGAAACCAAACAAUUUUUGGUAGAAUUCUUGGGGAAAGUGUUUAGGAGAUAUCUUAUGAAUUCAAGAGAGGGAAAAAAUACUUUAGGGUUGAACAUUGAAGAUGAUGAGGAAAUGGAUGUUAAUUUAGUGAUGCUUGUGGUAAUCACUGUAAUAGUGUCAAGUGUUGAAGGGUUUCUUCAAGAAGAUUCAAGCUUUGAAGAUGAUGUAAAUGCAUAUGAUUUGAAUCAUAACACUAUUUGUAGUGCUUGUUUAGAAUUGUUGUCAAUUUCAAUCAAAUUAUUUUUUCCCGUCCUCUUUCUCCAUCUUUUUAUUGAGUAAGUUCCAUCUUUAAGAUUUGUUGUAUGUUAUUUGCUUCGACUUGUUUUGU
Cajanus cajan (pigeon pea) is the source of this 3642-nucleotide messenger RNA. Its product is annotated as TMV resistance protein N. Gene Ontology annotation, biological process: defense response; signal transduction. Gene Ontology annotation, molecular function: ADP binding. NCBI's taxonomy places the organism in Eukaryota, Viridiplantae, Streptophyta, Magnoliopsida, Fabales, Fabaceae. The record is from RefSeq and is a predicted model, not a curated record.